GUACAGUAGAUAUCCCCAGACGGUAGUUCUAGCAAGCUUCGACUAGGCGGGACGGACAGGGAAUUCUCCGCACGAGACGGCGGGCACCGUCCGUCGUCUCUUAACAUCCCUAGAAGGCGAUGCUGCUGCUGCUGCUGCGCCUGUUUAUACAGCCACUGCAGCCAUCUCUUCUUUCCUUCUGUUUAUUGUUCGUCCUUUAUUCUCUUAUUUCUUCUUUCCAGUCCCGUCUCUACCUUUUUCCUCACAACAGUCGAGUCGUUUUGCACAGGCGAGGCAAGAAGCGUGCGUUUGUGCCCGUGGGUAUUCCAUCCACAGCAGCGCCGCCCGCGUUCAUAUAUAUGCAAGCAAGCAAGCAAGCAAGCAAGCCGCAGCCGGGCUCAUCCAUUCGUUCGUUCGUUCGGGCGUGCGUGCGUGCGAGAGCGCCGUGCUCCAUCACAGCGACAAGGGGCAAAACCAGCCGCCCAGAGGCAAGGUCAUCGAGGACGAGGAUCGAGAGAAGCCACAGCGGAACGAGCGUAAAACGACGACAGUCGUCUUGGCAGACGACUAGAGGGCUUCGAAGGACGACGCGGGAAGGAUCAGACGGAAGGCGGGGGACGGGUUGCCGAGGACCAACCCGCCAGCCAGCAGCGGAGUUCGGGAUUGGAGGAGCGGGCGGCGGCGGCGGGAGGGAUCGUUGAAGCUGCUUACUCGCUCGCCCGCAAGGAGGAGGGAUAAGUGAUGGACGAGGUUACGGCGAUAGGUGAUGAGGGUGUUCGGCUUGGCUUGGUGUUGAGGAAGGAAGAGGCAUGGAAGCAAGUGAGUGCGUGAGUGAGUAACUAAGGUCGGUAGUCAGUCGAGAUGGAAGGAAGAAGGUACACACAAACGCCUCCUCGGGGAAAAGAA
Molecule: messenger RNA, 885 nt
Organism: Aplosporella prunicola CBS 121167
Lineage: Eukaryota; Fungi; Ascomycota; Dothideomycetes; Botryosphaeriales; Aplosporellaceae
Exons: 2
Coding region: 120-680 (186 amino acids)
Source: RefSeq, a predicted model, not a curated record